AUUGAUAUAAAAAGAUAGCUAGGUUUCACUUUAGAAUUCAGUUUACACUUUGCCUUUACAUUCCUUCACUUUUAAUAAUAUACAAAAACAUUCCCAAGGGAAUCGAGUUGAUCACCAUGUUAAGCUUUAGAUUCAUUCUCUUUUGUGUGGUGGCCAUUCUAUGCAUGUGUUUCUGUGUUGGAACCUCUCAAGUGAAGAAGUGUGUGGAGACAGAAAGGCAGGCUCUUCUCAAGUUAAAAGAUGGUUUCAUUCAUGGAACAGACUUUCUUUCAUCAUGGCAAGGUGAAGAUUGCUGUACAUGGGAAGGAAUUUCAUGUGAUAAUUUAACAGGUCACGUAACCAUCUUGGAUUUUCAAUUCUUAUCAGAUUAUUCCGCUGGACUGGGAGGUAAGUUAGAUUCUUCAAUUUGUGAACUGCAACAUCUGACUUCCACAGAUCUCAGUUCUAAUAACUUGGAAGAAAAGAUCCCAAACUGCAUUGGUUCACUUGGUCAAUUGAUAGAGUUGCAUCUUGAAAGAAAUAGACUUGUUAGUGCCAUUCCUCCCACAAUGGGGAACCUUUCCAAAUUGCAAACUCUUGACCUUUCAUAUAAUGAAUUUGUUGGUGUCGUUCCUCCUACUCUGGGGAACCUUUGCAAUUUGCAAACUCUUGUCCUUGCACAUAAUGAAUUUGAUGGUGUCAUUCCUCCUACUCUGGGGAACCUUUCCAAUUUGCAAACUCUUGACCUUAGUUAUAAUGAUUUGGUUUCAAAUGACCUUGAAUGGGUUUCUCACCUCUCUAACUUGAGAUACCUUUAUCUGUCAAAUACUACUCUUUUUGGAGUUGUUGAUUUGUUGUCAUCAAUUAGCAAAAUCCCAUCUCUAUUGGAGCUUUAUUUAAAUUGGUGUGGGCUGGGUCAAGUCAAUCCUAAAUCUAUUCCCCACCUGAAUUCUUCCACUUCUCUAGGAACUCUUGGUCUUGCACACAAUGAAUUAAACUCUUCAACUCUGUCGUGGAUGCUUAAUGUUAGCAAAGUCCUCACUCAUCUUUAUCUCUCAGGUAAUGAACUUGAGGGUAUCAUACCACAAUCCUUUCAAAAUUUGGGUCAACUUAAAGAGUUAUGGCUGAAUUCUAACAAAUUGUCUGGUCCACUCAGUGACCACAUACAAAACUUAGGUUCUUCACAAAAUAAUUUAGAAUUAUUGGAUCUCAGCGAUAACCCAUUUAGAAGUGGUCAAUUUCCUGAUUUUUCAUGGCUUUCAUCCUUGCAAACAUUAUCACUUCGGAAUACCAAUAUUGUUGGGUCAUUACCACAAUCAUUUGGUCACUUGCCUUUUCUUGCAUAUCUGGAUCUCAGUUUCAACCAACUGAGUGGAUCAUUGCCGUUAUUCAAGGUUACAGAGCUAACCUCGUUAACAGAAUUGCAUCUUUCCCAUAAUCGGUUGAACGGGACAGUUCCAUAUAUUAUUGGACAACUUUCUAGUCUCAAGAUAUUGUAUCUCUCUACAAAUGAGUUUAUUGGCAACAUUAGUGAAGCACAUCUGUCAAAUCUAUACAGUUUACGAGUUUUGAAUGUGGCUCACAAUUCAAUUUCGUUCAACUUGAGUUCAAAUUGGAUUCCACCUUUCCAACUGUCUAGAUUAUAUGCAUCAUCAUGCAUUUUGGGUCCUAAAUUUCCGGCAUGGCUCAAACAUCAAAGGGAACUUAAGGCACUAGAAAUCUAUAAUAGUGGUAUUUCAGAUCUGUUUCCUCAAUGGUUUUGGGACCUAUCUUCAGGAUUGGUGUACUUGAAUGUUUCACAUAACAGACUUAGUGGAGUCUUGCCAAAAUCACUACCAAUUAGUAGGGAAUCAACAUUUCCACGUGCAUGGGAUUUUAGUUUCAACAACUUGAUUGGUUCCCUACCUUCUUUUCCAGAAAGCAUAAAUAUUCUAGUUCUCUCAAAUAAUAUGUUUUCGGAGUCCCUAUCUUCAUUUUGUGCAAUGCCACCACGAGAUUUAACUAUUCUUGACCUGUCUAGUAACUUACUAGCUGGGCCACUUUCUGAUUGUUGGGGGGAAUUUCACAGCUUAGAAUUUCUGAAUUUGGCAAACAAUAAUUUCUCAGGGAAAAUACCCCAUUCAUUUGGCACUUUGCGAUAUAUUCAGUCGAUGCAUUUCAAUAACAACAACUUCUCCGGUGAAAUUCCAUCUUUGGCCUUUUGUAGCAAAUUGACAUUACUUGAUUUUGGAGAUAACAAUCUUGAAGGAGCAUUACCUACUUGGGUUGGCCAUGACUUGCAUGAUUUGAUUGUUUUGCGUUUACGGGCCAACAAAUUUCAUGGAAACAUACCUGCAAGUCUUUGUAAUCUUUUAUUUCUUCAAGUAUUGGAUCUCUCACAAAACAAUUUUACAGGGGAAAUACCACAAUGUCUCGGUCAUAUAAUUGCUUUGUCAAAUACCAAGUUUCCAAGAAAAACCAUUCUCUAUACCAUAAAUGAAUAUUCUGGUUUUGAAUAUACUAUUUAUUUUGUUUUCAUAGACGAAGCAACAUUGUCAUGGAAAGGAAAAGACAGAAAAUAUGGGAAAAUUCUUGGGCUUAUGACAAGCAUUGAUCUUUCUUGCAACCACUUAACAGGAGAGAUACCUCAAAGUAUAACAAUGCUUGUGGCAUUAGUUGGCUUGAAUCUUUCAGGAAAUAAUCUCACGGGAUUCAUUCCCAACAACAUUGGUCAUAUGCAAAUGUUGGAAUCACUUGACUUGUCAAGAAACCAUCUCUAUGGUAGAAUGCCAUCAAGCUUUUCCAAUUUGAGUUUUCUUAGUUACAUGAACUUGUCUUUUAAUAACUUGUCAGGAAAAAUUCCAGUAAGCACUCAAUUACAAUCAUUUGAUGCCUCUACAUACGAAGGGAACAGUGGGCUCUGUGGCCCACCACUCACAAACCAUUGCCUAGGGGAUGUGAUUUCACCAUCUGGAAGCAGUGGCCAAAAUGGCACUAAUGAAGACAAAGAUGAGCUCAUAACCUUUGGGUUUUACAUCAGCUUGGGAUUGGGAUUUUGUGUUGGAUUUUGGGCAGUUUGUGGAACUUUAUUGGUAAAAACUUCAUGGAGACAUGCCUACUUUCAGUUCAUGAACAACAUGUGUGAUUGGAUGUAUGUGUCACUAGCUAUGUUUGCUGCUAGAAUGAAGAUGAAAUUCAAAGUCCAAGAAUAAUAGGAACAACUCCGUUUGAGAGGGUGAUGAAGAUAUGAUGCAAUACCUUGGUUAAUUUGAUAGAGAUGUCUGUCCAUGUAACAAAUAAAAAAUGUAAGAGUAUUUUGUGCUAAAUUUUCUUUUAUCUAUAGCCAUUGUUUUAAUGUUGUCCUCAGUCCUUAGUGCCUGUUUGGAUCCUCUCUUUUUUAAGCUAGAAGCUACUUAUAAGCAUAAGUUAGGCCAAAUAGGUUUUGGGAAAAGCUCUUAUAACGAAAAGCUCUUUUUUUUAUAAUGAAGAAAAAAGAUGAAAACUAAAAACUCCUAGGAGGAGCUUUUUUUUAAGCUCUCAUCUAUUUUUCUUGAAUUGUGUGUUUUUUAUUAAUUGAAGAGUGAUAAAGAUAGAGAGAGAUAUAAUUUUCUUGAAAUAUGUGCUUUUAAGUAAUUUUUAAGUUAAAACUUUUUGUAAU
Gastrolobium bilobum is the source of this 3616-nucleotide messenger RNA. Its product is annotated as receptor-like protein EIX1. Gene Ontology annotation, molecular function: protein binding. Bases 117 to 3170 code for a protein of 1017 amino acids. The record is from RefSeq and is a predicted model, not a curated record. The transcript is spliced from 2 exons. NCBI's taxonomy places the organism in Eukaryota, Viridiplantae, Streptophyta, Magnoliopsida, Fabales, Fabaceae.